This is a messenger RNA of Schistocerca piceifrons (Central American locust), 908 nucleotides long. RefSeq names its product translationally-controlled tumor protein homolog (gene Tctp). Gene Ontology annotation, molecular function: calcium ion binding. NCBI's taxonomy places the organism in Eukaryota, Metazoa, Arthropoda, Insecta, Orthoptera, Acrididae. The record is from RefSeq and is a predicted model, not a curated record. The transcript is spliced from 6 exons. Gene Ontology annotation, cellular component: cytoplasm. Bases 132 to 650 code for a protein of 172 amino acids.
GUGUUGGCAACGAUAUACGGAUGUGAUGUAGUAAUAAACGCAGACCGCUAGUGUUCUUUCCGGUGGUGGUGGUGAGUGUGAGUGGUGUAGUGCCCAGUGGUCUUACAGAAAGUCUUCUCUCAUCUUUCAAAAUGAGGAUUUACAAGGAUAUUUUCACAGGUGAUGAAAUGUUUUCGGACACCUACAAAGUAAAACUCGUGGACGAGGUGCUGUACGAAGUGUAUGGGAAGCACGUUACAAGGAAACAGGGGGAUGUCCAGAUUGAAGGCUUCAACCCAUCUGCUGAAGAAGCUGGAGAGGGAACAGACGAAGCUGUUGAGUCUGGUGUAGACAUAGUGCUCAACCAUAGGCUGGCAGAAACAUAUGCAUUUUCUGAUAAGAAGAGUUACACAUCCUAUUUGAAGGACUACAUGAAAAAGUUAGUGCAAAAACUUGAAGAAAAAGACCCAGAACAAGUUAAUGUGUUCAAGAAUAACACAAACAAAGUAAUGAAAGAUAUCCUUGGAAGGUUCAAAGACCUGCAGUUUUUCACAGGUGAAUCAAUGGAUAUUGAUGGUAUGGUAGCAUUAUUGGAAUACAGGGAUAUAGAUGGAGAAAGUGUCCCAGUUAUGAUGUUUUUUAAACACGGUUUGGAUGAAGAAAAGUUUUAAAUAUUAUCAAAAAGGUGAAGACUGGUGAAUGUGAUCUUCAUACAUUAUGGAUCCUGAUAUUCAGAUUUGUUAAAACCCUAAUUUUUUAAAAAUGUGAUGUUCCCUUCAUUUGUGUUCCAAAACUUACUGUACAUACUCAAGGGCCUACCCUGUGCUUUUUGUAUUUAAUGUAUGUUGGAAGAUGAGAGAAGUAUUUCCAUGUUAUUUGUAAUAUUGUUUUGAAACAGUGCUUAAUACACAGCUGCAUUUCAGAGAAAA